This is a messenger RNA of Prorocentrum cordatum, 1116 nucleotides long. Lineage: Eukaryota; Dinophyceae; Prorocentrales; Prorocentraceae. The record is from the annotation of a GenBank genome assembly.
AUGGGGCCGAAAAAAGUGAUCAAGGCCGCGAAGGGCGGCAAGCCUGUCAAGAAACCAGCGGCUGCUCCAGCAGGGGCCAAGUGGCACGCGUCCGCACUCGCAGCUCCCGAGAAGGCAGUCAAGAGCGUGAACGAGGCCGAGGGCGCCAAGUCGGAGGAGGAUGGCGUCCUGGACGAUCGCCAGACCUCCAGGGCCCAGCGGUGCGUUUUCGAGCACAGCCAGGCCGACAUUCGGAAGGACGACUGGGAUAAGUACCAGGAGUUGGGCAGCAAGGAGUGCAAAAUCCCUGGCAAGAUGAAGCAGCGGGCCCAGAUCGUGAACGCUUACGUCAGCCGUAGGGCGACGUACAAAGACUCCGUGCAGGUGAAGGCGAGGACGCUCGAGGCGAUUACAUCUAGGACUGUGUCCAAGGGCAAGGAGGAUGCCGUCGUGGGCAUGAGCAAGAACUGCAUGAUCGGGACCGUGUUCGCAGGGAGCAAACAAUUGUUCCAGGAGGCUAUCAACGAUAACGAGAUCUACGAGAACCCAGAGGACGGGCUGUGGUACAGCCGCACGAAGAAGAUCAGCGUGAAGGACGUGACGUCGCACACGGUCCGCGGCACCAAGACCCAGGAGGCGGCGGACGACAGCACAUUUCGGUCAGCUCUCGCCGACAUGAUGGAGGUCGGCUGCUCGGUGAAGGAGAACUGGCUCCAGGCCCUCAAGGGGCCGCGCGGCAAACCCUCGUUGAAGAACCAGGAUAACAAGCCAGACGCGACCGACGUCAAGAUCCUGCAGGAGAGUUUCGACUCGGUGACGCAGGUCACCAGCGCCAUGAAGAGGGUCGCGGUCGAGCUGCGCAAGACCAACAGCAACGCAGCUGGCAGUGAUAUGGCGCGUCGUGGCGUCCAGCUCUGCCGCGACGUGGUCCCCAGCCAGGACGAGAUCGAGAGGCUCUUGAUGGCGGGCCCCGACAGCACCACCAAGAAGGAGGUCGCGGCUGCCUUGCAGGCGGCCGCGGGCCCCUACAGGCAGCUCAUCGAGUACUACAACGAGCUGGUGGCGAUCCACAAGCACCACCAGAAGGGCGGUUCCUCCUCCUCCGCGGGGGCGAAGUUCAAGGCUAUCACAGGCUAG